Molecule: messenger RNA, 1251 nt
Organism: Myiozetetes cayanensis
Lineage: Eukaryota; Metazoa; Chordata; Aves; Passeriformes; Tyrannidae
Gene: NAA40
Product: N-alpha-acetyltransferase 40, NatD catalytic subunit
Exons: 3
Coding region: 964-1251 (95 amino acids)
Cellular component (GO): nucleus
Molecular function (GO): histone H4 acetyltransferase activity; protein N-terminal-serine acetyltransferase activity; histone H2A acetyltransferase activity
Source: RefSeq, a predicted model, not a curated record
UACUAUGUAUAAUACUAUAAUAUAUAGUGAUGCUAAAGUAUACAUAUAUAAUAAUGCUACAAUAUAUAAUAUAUAACUGUAUUAUAUAUAUAAUGUAAUAUACAAUAAUACUAUAAUAUUUAACAUAUAACUAUGUAUUAUAUAUUUAUAUAGUAUGUAUACAAUAAUUGGUAUUCUUUAUAAUACUCUAAUAUCAAUAUUAUAAUUGGUGGCAGGGCCAAGCUCUGGGGGUUUUGCUGCUGCGGGGCCGCGUCUCUGGUAGCAGCAGCGGCACCAGUGGGGCUUUUGGGGUGAUCUGUGCCCGUUUUGGGGGGUGUUUGUGGGGCUCUCAGGGUGAUCUGUGCCCAUUUUUUGGGCUCUCAGGGUGAUCCGUGCCCAUUUUUUGGGCUCUCAGGGUGAUCUGUGCCCAUUUUGGGGUGUUUUUAUCCACACAGAGGAAGUCGAGCAGGGCCAAGGAGAAGAAGCAGCGGCGGCUGGAGGAGCGCGCGGCCAUGGCUGUGGGGUGUUUGUUUGUGGGGCUGUGUGGGGUGUGUUUGUCUGUGGGGCUGUGUGGGGUGUGUUUGUCUGUGGGGCUGUGUGGGGUGUGUUUGUCUCUGGGGCUCUCAGGGUGAUCUGUGCCCAUUUUUUGGGCUCUCAGGGUGAUCUGUGCCUGUUUAUCCACGCAGAGGAAGUCGAGCAGGGCCAAGGAGAAGAAGCAGCGGCGGCUGGAGGAGCGCGCCGCCAUGGCCGUGGGGUGUUGGACUGUGGGGCUGUGUGGGGUGUGUUUGUCUGUGGGGCUGUGUGGGGUGUGUUUGUCUGUGGGGCUCUCAGGGUGAUCUGUGCCCGUUUUGGGGUGUUUUUAUUCACACAGAGGAAGUCGAGCAGGGCCAAGGAGAAGAAGCAGCGGCGGCUGGAGGAGCGCGCGGCCGUGGGGUGUUUGUUUGUGGGGCUGUGUGGGGUGUGUUUGUCUGUGGGGCUCUCAGGAUGAUCUGUGCCCAUUUUGGGGUGUUUUUAUUCACACAGAGGAAGUCGAGCAGGGCCAAGGAGAAGAAGCAGCGGCGGCUGGAGGAACGCGCCGCCAUGGCCGCCGUCUGCGCCCGGGUCGAGGCCGCCAACAAACUCCAAGACCCCCUGGAAGCCUUCCCGGUGUUCAAGAAGUACGACCGCAACGGUCUCAACGUGUCCAUCGAGUGCCGCCGGGCCUGCGCUCUGGAACCUUCCACCCUCGACUGGGCCUUCGAGCUCACCAAGGCCAACAUGCAGACGCUGUGA